AUGGACCCAAAGGAGCCAGGCACACUGCUUGACCUUGCAGUACAGACUCUGAUGAAUAAUGAGCCUUUAGCCAUCCACGCCCUUGAGGAGAUUCCAAGAGAACUUUUUAUUCCAUUGUUUAUUGCUGCCGUAUCUGGUGGACAUAAGAAGAUACUGAAGGCAAUAGUGAGCAUGUGGCCUUUUCAUUGUCUCCAUGUUGGGACCUUGAACGUUCAGGAGUCAUAUUGUGAAAUCGUGGAAGCCUUGAUUGAUGGUCUUCAGUUCCUUCCUGUCCACAACUCUUCUCGGGUACCCAAACUGAGGAUCCUAGAUUUAAGGCAGGAUACAGAAUGCAAGACCACAUGUUCUGACUUUUUGAACAGGUUCCCAUUAUGUUUUCAGUCUUGUGUUUAUUCUCCAAACUCUAUCCUGAAAUUACAAGGAGCUCGGCCUGGUUUUUCAAAUUCUGAGUCUGAACUUCAACUAUCCAGACAACCCAUGGAAGUAUUAGUGGACCUAUAUCUUGAUGGUACUGUGAAGACAUGGCAAUUGCUUUCUGUGGUUCUAGGUAAAGUUGAGCAGAGCUUUGGAUCCCUGCAUCUCUGCUGCAGAGAUUUGCAAAUUGAUAAAGUAUCUGAAUGUAGAAGCACACUGAAGUUUCUGGAUCUGGUAUGCAUUGAUCAUCUGGGAGUGCAUGGAUCUUAUUUGAGUGAAGUUUGCAGCAUUUUGGCUCAGAUGAUCCACCUGGACAGCCUCAGUCUGUCUAAAAUCACAUUUAGAUCCUAUAAAGGGAAAAGUUUCAGAGCUUUUCUCACUCACCUUGGGCGGAUGGACAGCCUUCAGGAGCUCAGCCUGGCUUACUUCUCUGUCAAAGAUCAGCUGCAUAAAAUACUCAGAGUCCUGUCACCUGAGUUGGAUUUCUUGUAUCUGAAUGUCUGUGACCUGACUACUAAAGACUUCACUUCCCUGUCCCAAAGCUUUCAGACCAGCCGUCUAAGAGUAUUGAAUCUCAGUAACAACCAGAUAACUUGGGAAGAUUCUCAACCAUUACGGAUUCUUCUGGAGAAACUAUCAGGUACCCUGAAGCACCUAGAGAUAAAUAGUUGCCUUAUAACAGACACUAUUCUCUCUUCUCUCAUCCCAGCCAUAAGAAGCUGUUCUUUGCUCCAUGUCCUUGGCUUUGCCUCCAAUCCUAUUACCAUGCCUAUGCUUAGGAAUAUUUUCCCACACAUAACAGCCUUGAAGGACCUGAAGUAUGUGCUUUAUCCUAUCCCUGUACAUUGCUAUGAUCAGUGGGGUUUUCGUGGCAGCUUAGACCGACAAAAGCUUUCUGUAGUGAAAUCACAAUUGAAAGUAAUGCUGCAGGCAGCAGAGCGGAAUGACAUGAAGUGGACCACUUCAUAUGCAUGA
Dipodomys ordii (Ord's kangaroo rat) is the source of this 1389-nucleotide messenger RNA. RefSeq names its product melanoma antigen preferentially expressed in tumors-like. The transcript has 3 exons. Gene Ontology annotation, cellular component: cytoplasm. NCBI's taxonomy places the organism in Eukaryota, Metazoa, Chordata, Mammalia, Rodentia, Heteromyidae. Gene Ontology annotation, molecular function: protein binding. The record is from RefSeq and is a predicted model, not a curated record. The coding region runs from base 1 to 1389 and encodes 462 amino acids.